Lodderomyces parapsilosis is the source of this 1440-nucleotide messenger RNA. It is a transcript of the gene SEC61, whose product is annotated as translocon subunit. The record is from RefSeq and is a predicted model, not a curated record. Gene Ontology annotation, cellular component: Sec61 translocon complex; membrane. Gene Ontology annotation, biological process: post-translational protein targeting to membrane, translocation; SRP-dependent cotranslational protein targeting to membrane, translocation. The transcript has a single exon. NCBI's taxonomy places the organism in Eukaryota, Fungi, Ascomycota, Pichiomycetes, Serinales, Debaryomycetaceae. Gene Ontology annotation, molecular function: signal sequence receptor activity; ribosome binding; transmembrane protein transporter activity. Bases 1 to 1440 code for a protein of 479 amino acids.
AUGAGUGGGUUCCGUGUGUUGGAUUUGGUAAAACCAUUUGGGCCAUUCUUGCCUGAAGUAAUUGCUCCUGAACGUAAAGUUCCAUUCCAGCAACGUGUCAUGUGGACAAUUAUUUCAUUGAUGAUUUUCCUCGUUAUGUCAGAAAUCCCACUAUAUGGAAUUGCAUCAACUGAUGGAAGUGAUCCUCUUUUCUGGUUGAGAAUGAUGUUGGCUUCCAACAGAGGUACAUUGAUGGAAUUGGGUAUUUCACCAAUUGUUUCAUCGGGUAUGUUGUUUCAAUUGUUGCAAGGAACUAAAUUGAUUCAUGUUGAUAUGCAAAACAAACACGAUCGUGAGACUUUUCAGGUGGCUCAAAAAUUAUUGGCUAUAUUGUUGGCAGUUGGUCAAGCUACUGUCUAUGUCUUGACUGGUAUUUAUGGACCACCAAAAGCACUUGGUGUUGGUGUUUGUCUCUUGUUGAUUUUGCAAUUGGUAUUUGCCAGUGUUAUUGUUAUCUUGUUGGAUGAAUUGUUGCAAAAGGGUUAUGGUUUGGGUUCUGGUGUGUCGUUGUUUACCGCCACAAAUACUUGUGAACAAGUAUUUUGGAAAGCUUUUGCUCCAACUACAAGUUCAUCUGCAAGAGGUACUGAGUUUGAUGGUGCUGUUGUUUCCAUGUUCCAUCUCCUUGGUUCAAGAAAGGAUAAGAAGAGAGCAUUGAUUGAAUCUUUUUACAGACCAAACUUGCCAAACAUGUUUCAAUUAUUGGCCACCAUUUUGGUAUUUUUUGCUGUUGUUUACUUGCAAGGUUUCAGAAUUGAAUUGCCAAUGAAGUCUACAAGACAAAGAGGACCAUACGGAUUGUACCCAAUCCGGUUGUUUUACACUUCAAAUAUUCCAAUUAUGUUGGAGAGUGCACUUGCAUCGAACAUUUUCAUCAUUUCGCAAUUGUUGUUUAUCAGAUGGCCAAAUAACUUGUUUAUUAAACUUUUGGGUACUUGGGAUGCUAGACCCGGAUCAUCGCAAUUGUAUGCAAACGGAGGAUUGGCCUACUACAUUCAACCACCUUUUAGUUUUACUGAAGCUUUAUUGGAUCCUAUCAAGACAACCAUUUACAUUGCUUUUGUACUUGGAUCAUGUGCCUUGUUUUCCACCACUUGGAUUGAAAUUAGUGGUACAUCACCAAGAGACAUUGCCAAGCAAUUUAAAGAACAAGGUUUAGUUAUUGCUGGUCAUAGGGAAACUUCAGCUUACAGAGAAUUGAAAAAGAUUAUCCCCAUUGCUGCUGCAUUUGGUGGUGCCACUAUUGGUGCAUUGUCGGUUGUUUGUGACUUGAUGGGAACUUUGGGAAGUGGUACAUCGAUAUUGUUGGCUGUGACUACCAUCUAUGGAUAUUACGAGUUAGCUGUCAAGGAAGGUGGGUUUAACAAGUCAUUAGUUAGUGGAUUUUCUGAUGGUAUUUAG